Molecule: messenger RNA, 330 nt
Organism: Menidia menidia (Atlantic silverside)
Lineage: Eukaryota; Metazoa; Chordata; Actinopteri; Atheriniformes; Atherinopsidae
Source: the annotation of a GenBank genome assembly
AUGCUCAUCCACAGAGCAGAGAUAACAGAUGGACUUCUGAUCAGUGCGGCAGAACAGCUUCUUCACCUCAUCGUGGACAGAGCAGAUGUUCUCGUGGAGCUUCUUGGAGGGCUCCACCAGCUUGUGUUUCUUAAACGAAGCCACAUCAUAAUGAGGCUGAAGGUGUUCCUCACAGAUCAGAAGGGAGUUCACAGCUGCCCUCAAUGCAGGAAAUACUGCAUACCGAGGCCCGUCCUGGUAAGAAACACCAUGUUAGCAGCUUUAGUGGAGCAGCUGAAGAAGACUGGACUCCAAGCUGCUCCUGCUGACCACUGCUAUGCUGGACCUUAA